Myripristis murdjan (pinecone soldierfish) is the source of this 3240-nucleotide messenger RNA. RefSeq names its product trafficking protein particle complex subunit 6B, like (gene trappc6bl). NCBI's taxonomy places the organism in Eukaryota, Metazoa, Chordata, Actinopteri, Holocentriformes, Holocentridae. The record is from RefSeq and is a predicted model, not a curated record. Gene Ontology annotation, biological process: endoplasmic reticulum to Golgi vesicle-mediated transport; regulation of GTPase activity. Gene Ontology annotation, cellular component: TRAPP complex; trans-Golgi network; cis-Golgi network. Bases 63 to 554 code for a protein of 163 amino acids. The transcript has 7 exons.
CCUGCCGUGUCGUAGCCAGGAAGCGGGCUUUUGUUUACUUCUUGAAAAGUCGUCUAACAGGCAUGGCAGAUGGGGUUCUCUUUGAGUUUCUCCACAUGGAGAUGGUGUCUCAUGUUUUCAAGGACCAACAAUCCACUAAUGGAGAGAUGAACAACAAGGACAGAGCUGUCUGCACAUCUGUCCUGGAGGGCAUGGGCUUCAGAGUGGGACAGGGACUCAUUGAGAGGUUUACCAGGGACUCUCCCAGCUUUAAGGAUGAGUUGGACAUAAUGAAGUUCAUCUGCAAAGACUUCUGGACUCAGGUGUUCAGGAGGCAGGUUGACAACCUCAGAACCAACCAUCAGGGCACCUAUGUUCUCCAGGACAACAAGUUUGUUCUGCUGACUCAGCUCUCCAGUGGAAAACAGUACCUGGAUGAUGCCCCUAAGUACCUGGCCUAUUCGUGUGGUGUGAUAAGAGGAGCGCUCUCCAGCCUGGGUCUAGACAGUGUUGUGACAGCAGAGGUCUCUCUCAUGCCAUCCUGUAAAUUCCAGGUGGUGAUCCAGAAGUUGUGACCCGAUCCUCCCUGCUGCCUGAUCCUAAUGAGCAGAACCCUGUAGAUAUAAGGCUGUGCUAUCCUCAAAGAAGAGAUAAUAGAGUUCUGCUCAUCCCGCUGGACAUUUCAACCACAGAGGGAAUCAACCAUCAGCCUGAUUUUUCACUACAGGCUCAACGGGGUAGCCAGGUCCCUUUCAUCAACCAGGUACCGACAGGGUGAAAUGGGGUUCAUCAAGCUUCGCUCAUUAUUUCUGUGACUCAGUUUGACACAAAACCUUGAUUCUGUUUGCACCUUGUUUUCAUCAGAGGUCAUUUGCCUUAGUGAUGUAUAAUGCUUUGGACCUUUAAAUCUGUCGAGUUAACCUCGGCCCUGACUGACCCCUUUUGGCCCAGCUGUGAAAAAGUGAAUGUUGACUUUCAAUGGCUAUGAGCCAGAUAAUGUGAAUGUAAAUCUCAAGGUACUUCAGUGUUCUUUGUGCAAUUUUGUGUCCCCAUGUUAAUAUGACUGAAUGUUCAUUAGGACGUAUGCAAAACAGAGAAGAAUGUAACUUAAAACAGAAUGAUGGGUCGUCUCUAGGACAGGACGUCACUUUAGGAUUUAUGAUUCUGCAACCUACUCAAAGUCCCACGCCAUCUCCAUUAACCCUCCAUCUGAAUUACAGCUAGGGACGAACCGUUUUGUCCUAGCCUGGUCGGAAAAUCACUGCAGACUCAUUGCAUUCAUAUAUCAACCCUUGUCUCUUUGCAAACACAUACGCUCAGAGAAGCUUUGCUCUGCCCUGGAUAUUUUAUUUCAUUCUCGUGAGGCUGCGACAUGAUUUACCAUAGAAUCCUGAGCUGCAUUUGUUAAUCAUAUACUUGUUUACAUUAAAGUUGUGGUCCUGUUCGAAAAUGAGCCAGCUCAGGAUUCAAAAUAAAAGAUUAUUAUUAUUAUUAUUAUUAUUAUUAUUAUUAGUGGUAGUAGUAUUGUUAUUGGCAAAAAAAUUUGUAAUUAUUCCUGGCACACAAAAGUGUAAAAUGUGUGCAUUCACACUGAUGUUACUGUGCAUGGUCUCAAUGGUCUUUAGUGCAGUACUGUUUAAUUCAGAUUCAGAUUUUCUGCUAUAUGACAUCCAUAGAACCAAUGGAGUCAUUAAAAAAUAUCCUCUUUAUUAAGUCUAACCACAUUCCUUUGAAGUCCCUAAAGCGGAUAUAUAAUAAUGCUGUGGGCAAAUUCAGUUUGGUUUAUUGAUGAACGGUCAUCUUACCAGACUUAUGAAUUGUAGAUGAAGGAUGUGAGUAGGACAUAAAUAAAUGCUGUGGCUUCUUUCUGCCACUAGAGGGAAACGUAUGGCUGUGUCAUGUCUGUCAUCGCACUUUGUACCAGGUUUUAUCCAAAGUCUCUUCAUCUGUAAUAUCCCAUGUUAUCCUAUGGAUCCCAUGUUCUCUUUCCUUCCAUCUUCCUAUGUGAGAUUUACCCACAGUUAAAGAAUUUAGGAUAUAGAGAACAGGGGCAUAUUGAAGUGAACUCGUCUGCUGGUUGGUUUGUUUAUAUAUAAAUUAAGUAGAAGUGUAUCUUGUCCUUAUCCUGUGAACAUCAAUGCCGACCCCCAUAAUCUCUACCGAAACUAACCAUUGGUAUGAAUAUAUCUCUCAUGAUGUUGGUAAUCAAUAUUAUAACCAUGGGAUUAUAAAAGAGUAGAGAACUAAUCAUAAUCAAAUAUCAAAUUUGUUUUCUUAAACUCUGUUGGGCAGAUGAUGUUUAGAAAGUACAUUCAUGCUACCCAGAAUAUGAACUCUGUCAAAUUUGGUGACCUCUCAGCGUUGCUGUUAGGGCCACCUUCAGGUCAAAGUGUACAAACUUCAUUACCUCACUACCUGAAAUUCCCCGACAAGCACCAAGCCAGCAAAUUACUGGCAACUGAGAUCCUGCAUUUGAUUGUAAGAUACCGCCAUACAAGGUAACAAUAAAAGAUUAAGAUGUGUGGGAGAUUUUUUUUGUGGGCGGGUUGGGCCCAUGUUCAAAUUUCCAGUCCAAAAGUCCAAAAUUCUUUGUUCCUGAUGGCAUAUAUACUGGUGCGUGGUUGAUUAUGCAACACCAAAACUCUGAUAUUGCCUAAGCAGGAUACAAAGACAAUUGUGGUGGUGUGGAACCAGGAUUCAGCUCAGACCUGUUCCCAGUAGGUGAUAUGUCAAGAAGUUCAAUCUUCUCUGUGCUUUUGCAUUGUGAGAGCAGGUGCUGGUAAAUGAAUGUAAGUGAAUCACUGCUACACAUAUUCAGUGCAUUGCUCUGCAGUUCUACUAGGUCAUUAAGAAAGUUUUAUUUUGACUUUUUGCCAUCUGUAACAGUCUAUGCUUUAUUUCACUGAAAAUACAAUGGUGGUUAUCUCUCGACAUACUAUCCCUCUUAACAGAUUGAGAAGAAAAUGAAACUGCAACUCUCUUGAUUGACCCAAAUAAGAGCCCAUGGCUCACUUAAUUUAUGUUUUGUAGCCAUGGUUUUCAGUUUACAUUUGUACAGCUGUAAUUUGUUAUCACAGUAGAUGUUUUUAAAAAGCCUGUUGACAGUUUUGAUAGAUCAAGACGUUGCUGCAUCAGGUGAUGGAGUAAGGUGCUGACUGUGUCUUCUGUCUCUAAUCAAACACCCAGUUCUAUUCGAAGUACAUCACUGUAAUAUUUUUACAGAAUAAAGUUUUGUAUGCAACCAAUCACCUUGAAGUUUUG